Populus euphratica (Euphrates poplar) is the source of this 840-nucleotide messenger RNA. RefSeq names its product transcriptional adapter ADA2a-like. Lineage: Eukaryota; Viridiplantae; Streptophyta; Magnoliopsida; Malpighiales; Salicaceae. Gene Ontology annotation, molecular function: transcription coactivator activity; chromatin binding; protein binding. The record is from RefSeq and is a predicted model, not a curated record. Gene Ontology annotation, biological process: regulation of transcription by RNA polymerase II; chromatin remodeling. Gene Ontology annotation, cellular component: nucleus. Bases 63 to 605 code for a protein of 180 amino acids. The transcript is spliced from 2 exons.
CUGCUUGGUAUUUGUAAAACUUGUAUGGAAGCAUUCUUAGGCACACUUUGUAUCAAUUCCAAAUGCAAGCUGUGAUUUCUGCUGCAUAUGACAAAAAAAUGAUGCAGGAAGCUCGAGCUGCUGGCUGUCGAACAGCUGGUGAGGCCCAAGGAUUUAUUGAGCAGAAGAGAAAGAAGGAAGCUGAAGAAAAUGCCCAGAGAGCGAAGGAAAGUAUGCAAGCAGGCCCAGCAGGUAAACUGUUGCCAAAGCCAAAUCAUCUUGACAGCAGCCCUCAUGGAGCUGUCAAGUGUUCCACCAUUUUUCAUCCUGGUGGCAAUGACUCAUCUCCAAUGAUUGCAAAACAAGCCAUUUCAAGCACCCUCGAUGAGUGGGAUAUUGCUGGAUUCCAAGGGGCUGAUUUGCUCUCUGAAUCUGAUAAGCGUCUUUGUUGUGAGUUGAGAAUACUACCUGCACACUAUCUCAACAUGCUACACAUAAUGUCAAUAGAGAUAACAAAGGGUACUGUUGCCAACAAAACCGAUGCUCAUAGCCUGUUCAAGGUGGAAUCAAGCAAAGUGGAUAGAGUAUAUGAUAUGUUAGUGAAAAAGGGGAUUGCUCAAGCAUGACUCUAGGUAUGACAUCUCCAUUUUUGUUGAUCUACUUACAUUGUUUGUGAAAGAGAAGCAGCGUCAUACCAAUAUAUUGUAUUACUCUCAUGUAAGAACGUAUUAUGACGAGGCAUUCUAUCAUAGAUAGUGUAGUGAUCUUUUGCAGUGUAAUUAGUAGUGGCUGAUCAAUGGAAGAAGAUACACGAUGGUGAUCUUGAUUGUUAAUCUUAGUCCCCUUGAAAACAGUAGAAUA